CGCGGCGCAGGGCGCGGGGCGGCAUGGCCACCACCGCGCAGUACUUGCCGCGGGGCCCCGGCGGCGGAGCCGGGGGCACGGGACCGCUUAUGCACCCGGAUGCCGCUGCGGCGGCGGCGGCGGCGGCGGCCGCCGAGCGGCUGCACGCUGGGGCCGCGUACCGCGAAGUGCAGAAGCUGAUGCACCACGAGUGGCUGGGCGCGGGCGCGGGCCACCCCGUGGGCCUAGCGCACCCCCAGUGGUUACCCACGGGAGGAGGCGGCGGCGGCGACUGGGCCGGCGGCCCGCACCUGGAACACGGCAAGGCGGGCGGCGGCGGCACCGGCCGAGCCGACGACGGCGGCGGUGGCGGCGGUUUCCACGCGCGCCUGGUGCACCAGGGGGCGGCCCACGCGGGCGCGGCAUGGGCACAGGGCGGCACGGCGCACCACUUGGGCCCGGCUAUGUCACCGUCGCCGGGGGCCGGCGGGGGUCACCAGCCCCAACCGCUAGGGUUGUACGCACAGGCGGCCUACCCAGGGGGCGGCGGCGGCGGCCUGGCCGGGAUGCUGGCGGCGGGCGGCGGCGGUGCGGGGCCGGGCCUGCACCACGCGCUGCACGAGGACGGCCACGAGGCACAGCUGGAGCCGUCGCCUCCGCCGCACCUGGGCGCCCACGGACACGCACACGGACAUGCACACGCCGGCGGCCUGCACGCGGCGGCGGCGCACCUGCACCCGGGCGCGGGCGGCGGUGGCUCGUCGGUUGGCGACCACUCGGACGAGGACGCGCCCAGCUCGGAUGACCUGGAGCAGUUCGCCAAGCAGUUCAAGCAGCGGCGCAUCAAGCUGGGCUUCACGCAGGCCGACGUGGGGCUGGCGCUGGGCACGCUGUACGGUAACGUGUUCUCGCAGACCACCAUCUGCCGCUUCGAGGCCCUGCAGCUGAGCUUCAAGAACAUGUGCAAGCUCAAGCCGCUGCUCAACAAGUGGCUGGAGGAGACCGAUUCGUCCAGCGGCAGCCCCACCAACCUGGACAAGAUCGCGGCGCAGGGCCGCAAGCGCAAGAAGCGCACAUCCAUCGAGGUGGGGGUCAAAGGCGCGCUCGAGAGCCACUUUCUCAAGUGCCCCAAGCCCUCGGCGCACGAGAUCACCGGCUUGGCCGACAGCCUGCAGCUGGAGAAGGAGGUGGUGCGCGUCUGGUUCUGCAACCGGCGGCAGAAGGAGAAGCGCAUGACCCCGGCGGCCGGCGCGGGCCACCCGCCCAUGGACGACGUUUACGCACCCGGAGAGCUGGGACCGGGUGGGGGCGGCGCGUCGCCGCCUUCGGCGCCCCCGCCGCCCCCACCGGCCGCGCUGCACCACCACCACCACCACACACUGCCCGGCUCCGUGCAGUGACCCCGCGGGCCAGGCCCCCCGCCGGUGCGCGGCGAGGCGCCGCGCGGCCUGAACUCUUUUUGUUCGGUUGCUUUGGAUUUUACAAAAAGCCCAGAAACUUUCGAACAAAACCAAACACCCGGACGACCCUCUCCGGCGAGCGGCGAAGACGGCCAGUAAGCUGCGUCGCCCGAGCCCCGAGAAAGAGGAGCGAAGAUCCGGUACGCGCCAACUCACCACGGGCAUCUUGCCCGCCGCCUGCUCCCUGCCCCCAACCCCUCGACGACCCCCGCCCCUGCCCCCCGGGCUGUUCGGGGCCGGAUCCCGGCAGCGGCCUCCCCACAGCGACAGGUAACGCGGUUCGGGGUUAGGGAUUCCCCGGGAGAGAGGACGAAGAGAGGAGGGUUCCCCAUCCCUCUCCCCGGCGCGGAUUCCCGAGCCUGCGGGUCGAGAGUGGGGGACUGUCACUUUAUUCGCUCCAUGCCUCUUCUCUCCCAUAAGGAUGCGCCCCAUUCCCCCUUACCCUUCCUCCGGGCUUGGUUUUUUACAGUUUUUAUUUAUUCAUGGAGCCUCUCCGCUCCGGGGGUCCUUCUAACUCUGCCCGCGCCCUUAAUUUAAAUCGCUGUAUACUGUAUUUAUCCGGGCCCCGGAGGGGAGGCCGCGAGAGCCGCGUCUGUGUAUAAAAGCAGGAAAUAGCCAAAGCUUUAAUCUAGCCUAAUUUAUUUUUCCCCCUUACCUUCCCCUACCCUACCCCGAAAAAAAGCAAAACAAAAAAAAACAAAAACAAAAACUAACAAAAAAAAAAUUCGAGUGUUCAUUUUUCGUUUCGUUUAAUCCGAGCUCCGGCUCGGUUCCCGGCCAAGCUCGAGGGGUCUACGCUCCCACGCGCACGCGGAUGGGAAGGGCUUUUGCCCGGCCGCAGACCGACCACCGCACAUCAGGGCCCCCGCUCCCCGCGGGGCCCUGCCCUCCUGGCUACAAACAAACGAAACUUGGAAAAGUUGGAGAUAUUUUUUAACCAGCUGUAGAAAUAAGCCGUUCCCUGAGAACCUUCUGCCUGAAUCCCUGCAGCUUCAGCCCGCUCCCUUUCCAGCCCCCUGGGAUGCGGGAUGCUGGGGGAGGCCUGGAGAGAAAUUCCCCAAGUUUGGGGUGAGGUGGGAACCAUGUAAAUAUGUGAGAUAUGUACACACUGGCGGGGAGAAAGAAACAUUUUGUGCUUGGUUUUUAUUUUUGGUUUUCCGGGUUGCCCUCCCUCCCCACCCUAAAGGAUUUUGUACACCCACUAAUCCGAAAAAGAUAUUUUAAUAUGAUUUCCAGAUUUCUGAUCCAUCUCUAUUUAUUUUCUGGAUGUGUUUGGAGCUUCCCCCCCUUCUCCAUUUCUCGUUCUGUUACCUUUGAAUUUAAAUUUUGUUAUUUUAUUUUUAUUAUUUUUUGGAACAAUGUUUUUGGUGCAUUCUCUUUGUAUCUUUAUUGCAAAAAAAUAAUAAUAAUGUAGACUGGGAAGUUCCCUUUAUAUUUAUGUUAUAGUAAAUAUUUUAUUACUCACAUAAACAUGUACCCCAG
Messenger RNA from Sus scrofa (pig), 2921 nucleotides. RefSeq names its product POU class 3 homeobox 1 (gene POU3F1). Gene Ontology annotation, biological process: brain development; regulation of transcription by RNA polymerase II. Gene Ontology annotation, molecular function: DNA-binding transcription factor activity, RNA polymerase II-specific; RNA polymerase II cis-regulatory region sequence-specific DNA binding. NCBI's taxonomy places the organism in Eukaryota, Metazoa, Chordata, Mammalia, Artiodactyla, Suidae. The record is from RefSeq and is a predicted model, not a curated record. Gene Ontology annotation, cellular component: nucleus.